GAUGACGUAAGCGGAAGGACGCGUCAACCUCCGUGAGAUUGAGGCGGCACCGCCCGGCGAGGAGAAGGGAGCGGUACCGGCAGCGUGGAGCAGCCCCGAGUGGGGAAAAGGAGCUGUCGGUAAGAGAUGUCGUGGAUCAGAGAAGGCGAGCUGACCAUCAUAGAGAGAUUUUGUGCCAGCAUCAUUAAGGCAGGUCCGAUGCCCAAGCAUGUUGCCUUUAUCAUGGAUGGCAAUCGUCGUUAUGCCCGCAAGUGCCAUGUGGAGAGACAGGAGGGGCAUUCGCAAGGCUUCGAUAAGCUGGCACAGACACUGCGGUGGUGCUUAAAUCUGGGCAUUCGGGAGGUCACUGUGUAUGCCUUCAGUAUUGAGAACUUCAAACGCUCCAAGGAGGAGGUGGAUGGGCUAAUGGAUCUGGCAAGACAGAAAUUCAGCCGCCUACUGGAAGAACAGGAGAACUUGAAGAAGCACGGCGUGUGUAUCCGUGUCCUUGGGGACCUGCCGCUUCUGCCCUUGGAUAUUCAGGAGCUGAUUGCCCAAGCUGUGCUGGCGACUAGGAGCUACAACAAAUGCUUUCUAAAUGUCUGCUUUGCAUACACUUCGAGACAUGAAAUCAGCAAUGCUGUCAGGGAGAUGGCGUGGGGGGUGGAACAAGGACUGCUCGAACCCAGUGAUAUAUCUGAAUCGUUGCUUGAUCAGUGUCUCUACACCAACAACUCCCCUGACCCAGACCUCCUGAUUCGAACAUCUGGAGAGGUCCGGUUGAGCGAUUUCUUGCUCUGGCAGACAUCCCAUUCAUGCUUGGUGUUUCAGUCAGUCUUGUGGCCGGAAUAUUCCUUUUGGAACUUGUGUGAGGCUAUCCUUCGAUUCCAGAUGAACUACAGUGCUUUACAGAAGGCCAGAGACUCCUACAUGGAGGAAAGGAGGCGACAGCAGAUGGAAAGGGAUCAGGCUUAUGUGACAAAGAAGCUGCAGCAGGAGGGGUUUGCGUCCCACGGAGACUCUCGGCGCCAACGGACACUACUGCAGAAAUGCACUGCCAUGCGGGAAGAGAGAAUCCAGGGCUUUCUACAAGCACUAGAGCACAAGAGAGCGGACUUCUUUGAAAGACUGUGUACGGUGCCUGCAUGACAGAGGUGCUGGGUUGCUCUUGGGAAGACAAUUUUUAACCGUGUUGGUGGGAACAGCAGCUGCCCGGCGGAGUUCACUCACUGUGGCUCUGCAGUGGGGUUACAGGGCUGCUCUAGGACUUUACGUCCCCGCUGGCCCUGGUCUGAGGGCAGGGACAGAGUACAGUGAACCUUUCUAGUUCUGUGAAUGCUGCUGAGGAAGGUAAUGCCGUCCUUCUGUCCCACCUCCCUGCCCCUGAGGAUUGAGAAUACACGCAUCCUGCCAUCUCUGCUGCUCGGGACUUCACAGGCUUGGCUGUUUCAGCAACAAGAAGUUAAUUAGAAUGAAAUCUCUGGUUCUGUUUAGCUCCUCAUGAAUCGGUCCAGGCAAACCAAGUCAGUCCUGUUUAAUCACUCUGGACUGGAAUUCUUUCCAGGGCUUUGCAGUAGUGAAUUUUCUGUUGAGAUUUCCUCUGCUGUCCCAUAAAGGGAGCGUUGCUUUUUGUGUGGAGAGGAUUAGUUCUGGUAUAGAAGGGAGCCCUGUGCCAAGCGAUGGCAGAGAUAUGUCGCACUGCCUACUUCACAGUGGCAUCUUAUCUUUUCCCCACCUUACUCUGCUAGUUUUGGUGUAUCUGGAUUUGGGUUCUGAAGAGCUAAAGUGAGGUGUUGUCAGCCUCACCAUAAAGAAAACAGAUAAUCCAGAGCUCCAUCAGGUCCUGUGAAUCCCUUAUGUGGGGAAAACCCAGAAGCCUAAGAUGCUGAUGUCGGAACAGCCCGACUGUGGUUAGGAAAGAGGCUCCGAGCAGGCAAGGGAAAAGGAUUGGUUGGGAAUUAACUUAAUAGCUUAAAAAGGAAAAAAAGUUAGCUAAACCCAGGUGAUGGAUACAGUAUGCCAAAUUCCUCUGAGACCUCUCCAGAGCUAUGACUUCACUUCCCGUUUCCAGGGAAUGAGGAUGGGCUUAGAUGAGGAAUACAGUAGCUAAAACCAGGCCCUGACCCCAGCUCUUUAGCUGAUUUUAAUGGGAGUGGCUGGAGCAGCUGUGGAGUGUUUGUUCUCUGUUCUCCAUUUUCCAUCAGCAGGGAGAUGACUAGCUAAUUUCCAAGAUUGUUUCCGUCUCUGAUUUCUCCUGAUUUCCGUCCCCAUGGUCAAAAUAACAGCAAAUAUCUUGAUUUUUGUUUCUGGUGCAGCCGUACCAGCUGUUGCUGUUUUUACAGUGUUCCUUUUUACCUCCAGGUGAAAACUAGAAAAUGCAGAUUUAAAAGACUUGUGAGUGCUGCCAACUCAGCCCUUUGAAUGUGAUUGUGAAGAGGAUAAACUACACUGUUGAAUUAUGAAUAAAGUAUAUUCAUACCAAGCUGAUUUAAAUAAUAAGCUGAACAUUUAAAAGUAUGUAGAGCUUGUUCUGGGAUGUGAUGAAGUUGGCAUCCAGCUCUAAUAUAAUGUUGUUUACUCUGUGACAGACUCCUCCUCUGACUCCUGUUAGGUUGGAAAUGAUUAGAAGCUGUGCUCUUUUUACAGUCUAGUGUGAGCAAUUUGCUGAUAGUCCAAGGCUUGGCUGAACGAAGCUCUGUGCGUGAACCUUCUUUCUGUAAGUAGCAAACAGUUGCUUGGAUAACAGUCACUGAGAUGAUGGGAGCUGUCGGUUUUAAACUUGUUGCUGUAUUUUAUGUUGUCUGUCUUCACAUUCCAGGAAGCUGUGGGCAUCGUUUACUCUCUGUGAACUGGAGCACUCUGCAGUCUGCUUUGACAGGCUGAUGGAAAAAGUGCUAAUGGCGAUUUCCCAGACUGGUGCUGCCUCUUGGGGAUCCUGCGGAGCGCUCCUGGGGAGCUGUGCUGGCUGUCCCUCGCCCCCCCGGUGCCUGGGGUGCUGUGCCAGCUGCCCCCCACCCCCCUCAGCCUGGCAGGGGGUGGCUGCCCCCAGCCCCAGAGGAGCUGUGCAGGCUGCCCACCCUUGCUUGGCCCCGGAGGGGAGGGGGGCGAUGCUGUGUCCCCCCUCUCAGCCUCGGGGGGUGCCACUGCCUUGCCAUUGGGGUGGGGGGAUAGGGGUGGUGAUGCUGUGCCCCCAUCCUGGUCUGGGGUGGUGGUGAGGCCGUGCCCAGCGACAGGUAGGGGGUGAUGCCGUGUCCCCCAUCCAGGUCCUGGGGUGCCCAUGUGUACUGGGGGGAGGUGAUGCUGUGCACUGGGGGGGCUGCGCCCCACUGGGGAAGAGGGGAUGCGCUGAUGCUCAGGGAGGGUGAUACUGUGCCACAAGGGGGAGGUUGAUGCCC
Molecule: messenger RNA, 3374 nt
Organism: Cuculus canorus (common cuckoo)
Lineage: Eukaryota; Metazoa; Chordata; Aves; Cuculiformes; Cuculidae
Gene: DHDDS
Product: dehydrodolichyl diphosphate synthase subunit
Exons: 10
Coding region: 127-1128 (333 amino acids)
Biological process (GO): polyprenol biosynthetic process
Cellular component (GO): endoplasmic reticulum; dehydrodolichyl diphosphate synthase complex
Molecular function (GO): ditrans,polycis-polyprenyl diphosphate synthase [(2E,6E)-farnesyl diphosphate specific] activity
Source: RefSeq, a predicted model, not a curated record